Messenger RNA from Megalobrama amblycephala (Wuchang bream), 1561 nucleotides. Its product is annotated as transcription factor 25-like. The coding region runs from base 727 to 1314 and encodes 195 amino acids. The record is from RefSeq and is a predicted model, not a curated record. NCBI's taxonomy places the organism in Eukaryota, Metazoa, Chordata, Actinopteri, Cypriniformes, Xenocyprididae. The transcript has 6 exons. Gene Ontology annotation, cellular component: RQC complex.
CUCAAACACGCAAACCUAUAGACUAAACACGUAAAUGAAUGCAAGAAUGCAUUAAAGGUAUUCAGUUUCCAGUAGGAAAUGUGUAAUUUAAGCGGCCCCUAAAGUAAUAAACAAUUUUUACAACUGAAGUGCUUCAAUCAAAAACCAGCUUUAGCUCGAUAAGAAUUUCACUAUUGUCACUGUGAAGCUGCUUUGAAAUAAUAUGUACUGUGAAAAGCGCUAUAUAAAUGAAGAUGACUUGACUAGACUAAAGAUGGCAUCUGCAAUUGAAGGCAUGCCGGCCACACUCCUGUGUUGAUGGCUCUGUUGCUGUAGACCAUUUAAAAAUGUUAAAUAGCUACACAAAUAAUAAGUUUAGGUUACAACUGCAUCUGUCUCUGGAAAAAAAAUCAGUGAUUGACUUUUAUUGUUAUUUUCAAAGAUUAUUAGAUAUUUCGCAAAGAUUAUUAUAAUUCAUUAUAAAGUGAAUGCUAUUCCAUUCUUAUUUCGCUUUGGAUCCUGAAUGAAAAAAUAUUUUUGCUGUGAACGAUUAGAAAUGCAAACUAUUUGUUUUUUAAUCCAUGGGUGCUUCUCAAUACUCAAAUUGAUGCUUCCUUGUUUCCUCGCUCCUACAUCCUCCAUUCUGUGACCCGGAAACCAAUCAAACCUUCUUGAGGGACAUCUCAAUUCUCUAAUUGCACUGCAAGGAGGUGAGGAACAAGGAGUGAGGAAGCUUCCCGAGGAGCUAUGAGUGAGGAUACACACGUGUAUCCUUUCCGGAAGUCUUGCUCGUCGAGAAACCUGACGCGAAUAGGUGAGCCUGAUGUGGAUGUGUGUCCGUCAGAUGAGGAGCCGGCAGAGGGAAUCAAUGAAAGACAACAAGGAGCUCCACUGGAGAAAGAUGCUGUGAAGUAUGAGAAGUCAAACAAAAAAAAGAAGAAGAAAAAGGCACCAGCUGAUGAAAAGGACAAUUUGGGAACAGGAGAUAAUAUUGAUGCUAUUUUAGAGACCCUGGAUAGGAGCAAAGGCCUGUCGCAUCGAAGCACAGACAACAGCGCCUCUGAACACAGACCUGUGUUGUACGUGGAACACAGGAAUCUGAAUCCAGAGACAGAGUUGAAGAGGUAUUUUGGAGCACGGGCUGUUCUGGGAGACCAGAGAUUGAAACAGAGACAGAGGCAGUUUCAUCGGUGCACUUGGAUGACUGUUUAUAAAGACACAUGGCCCCGCUUCAGUCGACCAGGUCAGACCUUACCCAAUUUAUUUCAUUUUCCCAGAAUGUUUGUUCAGUGCACAGAAAAUAACACCCAGAGCCACCACUGUAUCAGUUUGUAGGAUUUGUGCAGGGCUGGCCUGUGGGUUUGUGGGCCCCACUAAUAUUGGCAUAAUAUUAAAACUUUAUAACCACCACAAAUAUGACAAAUACACUGAAAUAAAAAUACUAAUAAGAAGUACACUGUAGGUUGACAAAUAAUGUCUAUAAAUUUUCUUUUUUAAAGGAUUAGUUCACUUUCAAAUUAAAAUUUCCUUAUAAUUUACUCACCCUCAUGUCAUCCAAGAUGUUAAUGUCUUUCUUUCUUCA